GCGCCGUGCUGCCCUUCUCUUGCCGCGACGCCUACCAAGCGUGGUGCCGGAUCAUCAACGUGUCUGCGCCGCGCUCCUCCCUCCUCGCCUCCGUGGAUGCCUCCUUCAACGACACAAGGCAGAGCGUUUCCGCGGCGGCCAGCAGCAGGUGCCAGCUCUACAUAGGCCUGGCUUUGGCAAUAGGCUCCAGCGUCUUCAUUGGCGCCAGCUUCAUCCUGAAGAAGAAGGGCCUCUUGAAACUGGCCACCAAAGGAGCCACCAGAGCAGGACAGGGUGGAUAUUCUUAUUUGAAGGAAUGGCUUUGGUGGGCUGGGUUACUGUCAAUGGGACUGGGAGAAGCUGCCAACUUUGCUGCCUAUGCCUUUGCCCCUGCAACUUUAGUUACUCCCUUGGGUGCCCUGAGUGUGCUUAUAAGCGCUGUACUGUCCUCUUACUUCUUAAAUGAGACACUGAAUAUCCACGGGAAGCUGGGCUGUGUGCUGAGCAUGCUGGGGUCUACAGUCAUGGUUAUCCAUGCCCCCGAGGAGCAGGAGGUCACCUCGCUGGAUGAGAUGGAAGUAAAGCUGCAAGAUCCAGUGUUUGUUGCAUUUGCUGUUGUCACAACAGCCAUCGCUCUCGUGCUGAUUUUUAUUGUGGCUCCAAAGAGAGGUCAGACAAAUAUAUUGAUCUACAUUUUAAUUUGUUCAGUCAUUGGUGCCUUCUCUGUCUCGUCUGUCAAAGGCCUCGGCAUUGCCAUUAAACAAAUGCUGGAGGGGAAACCAGUUUAUCGACAUCCAUUGGUUUAUGUUUUGGUGGGAGUCUUAGUGCUCUCGAUCACCACUCAGAUCAACUACCUCAACAAAGCGCUGGACACGUUUAACACAUCCCUAGUCACACCCAUUUAUUAUGUGUGCUUCACCACCACAGUGGUAACGUUCUCCAUCAUCCUGUUCAAGGAGUGGAACAACAUGGACCCAGGGGACAUCACUGGCACCUUGAGUGGGUUCUGUACUAUCAUCAUAGGCAUUUUUUUCUUGCACGCUUUCAAAAAUGUUAACAUCACCUGGAACCAGUUGAUGUCCACGGUUGUAAAAGAACCUUCAUUGCCAGGCCAUGAAUGCGACUCCUGUCAUACCUUGCUGGACAACAUGGAAAGUCCAACUUUGGUACAUGAGGAGGACACUGUUUUAUUCAGUCAAGCAAGCUCUUGA
Messenger RNA from Tinamus guttatus (white-throated tinamou), 1190 nucleotides. It is a transcript of the gene NIPAL1, whose product is annotated as NIPA like domain containing 1. Gene Ontology annotation, biological process: magnesium ion transport. Lineage: Eukaryota; Metazoa; Chordata; Aves; Tinamiformes; Tinamidae. Gene Ontology annotation, cellular component: membrane. Gene Ontology annotation, molecular function: magnesium ion transmembrane transporter activity. The record is from RefSeq and is a predicted model, not a curated record.